Molecule: messenger RNA, 1169 nt
Organism: Annulohypoxylon maeteangense
Lineage: Eukaryota; Fungi; Ascomycota; Sordariomycetes; Xylariales; Hypoxylaceae
Product: 60S ribosomal protein L5
Exons: 3
Coding region: 139-1044 (301 amino acids)
Biological process (GO): ribosomal large subunit assembly; translation
Cellular component (GO): ribosome; cytosolic large ribosomal subunit
Molecular function (GO): structural constituent of ribosome; 5S rRNA binding
Source: RefSeq, a predicted model, not a curated record
AGCGAACGCACAUGUACAAAAUUAAAGAUUAAACCCACUACUUUUCUCAAUUCGCAACUUUUCUUCCUUCUCAUCACCAACUCCAACACCUUCGACCAACAAGCUGAUAGCAUUUGCAUACCAGCAACAUCAGUCAAGAUGCCGUUCAACAAGGUGGUCAAGAGCAGCUCCUACUACAGCCGCUUCCAAACCAAGUACAAGCGCCGUCGUCAGGGAAAGACCGACUACUAUGCCCGCAAGCGCCUGAUCUCCCAGGCCAAGAACAAGUACAAUGCACCCAAGUACCGCCUAGUUGUCCGAUUCACCAACCGCGACAUCAUCACCCAGAUCGUUACCUCCGAGAUUGCUGGUGACAAGGUCUUUGCCGCCGCCUACUCCCACGAACUGAAGGCCUACGGUAUCGAGCAUGGUUUGACCAACUGGGCUGCUGCCUAUGCCACCGGUCUGCUUCUUGCGCGCCGUGUCCUCAAGAAGCUUGGUCUCGACGAGACCUUCGCUGGUGUUGAGGAGCCCGAUGGAGAGUUCACCCUGACCGAGGCUGCUGAGGAAGACGGCGAAGAGCGCCGACCUUUCAAGGCCUUCCUCGAUGUCGGUCUUGCCCGAACCUCCACUGGUGCCCGUGUCUUCGGUGUCAUGAAGGGCGCCUCUGACGGCGGUAUUCUCGUCCCCCACUCCGAGAACCGAUUCCCCGGUUUCGACAUGGAGAGCGAGGAACUCGACGCCGAGACCCUAAAGAAGUACAUCUAUGCUGGCCACGUUGCUGAGUACAUGGAGACCCUUGCCGACGACGACGAGGAACGAUACAAGAGCCAGUUCCAGAAGUACCUCGACGACGAUAUCGAGGCUGAUGGUCUUGAGGACUUGUACACUGAGGCCCAUGCCGCCAUCCGUGAGGAUCCCUUCAAGAAGGCCGAGAGCGAUGCUCCCCAAAAGACCAAGGAGGAAUGGAAGGCAGAGUCCAAGAAGUACAGGACUGUGAAGUCUACCAAGGCGGAGAAGGAGGAGAGAGUCAAGGCUAAGAUUGCCGAGCGCAACCAGGAAUAAGCUGCUGGUUUAGGAAAGGAAAAAAAGGUCGCUCCGCGUUUACGGUUGUCUUCAGGCAUCGGAGUUUAUAGGAAUGGCUCAUUGACAGGUCACUAAACGAAUUAAUGAAGUUUAUGCACCGUCAA